This is a messenger RNA of Colletotrichum scovillei, 2081 nucleotides long. RefSeq names its product flavin-containing superfamily Amine oxidase. The record is from RefSeq and is a predicted model, not a curated record. The transcript has a single exon. Bases 765 to 1796 code for a protein of 343 amino acids. NCBI's taxonomy places the organism in Eukaryota, Fungi, Ascomycota, Sordariomycetes, Glomerellales, Glomerellaceae.
CCUAGCGGUUUCCCGCACUUUGUUCCUGGCAUUUCGGGGUCUAGUGCGCCCGUGGCUGCCAUGACGGUUACACGGCCCCAGGGUAUUGCGCUCCAUGCGGCACCUUGCCUCCUUCGGCACUCGUAAAUGCAGUCACCUCAUGAUCCGGCUCCUCCGGCCACGCCGGCUCAUAUCGCUGCGAGAAGUUGGGAUGCUGGACCUGGCUGCAAUAAAGACAUAGAUUCUCCCCGGCUACGUUCCUGUUUUGGUCGUUUUUUGACCGACGUGCCACGACAGCUCGUAAUCUCAAGUACUGCAUAUGCUUAUACGGGGCCCGCCUUGCAACCUCAAUCACUCUUUACAACUUCCACAAGCAUUUCAUAAUUAUGAAGUUUACUCAGCUCGCCACGCCGGCCUGGGCUCUCCUGGUUUCUUAAGCAGCUGCGAAGCCCUGCGCCGAGCCCAAGAUUGACGUCGACGUCGCCAUCAUCGGCGGCGGAAGCGCCGGCAUCCACGCGGCGAUUCAGCUCAAGGACGCCGUCAUCGAGAAGAAGUCCCAGAUCGGAGGCCAUGCCGAGACUUACACCAACCCUCAGACCAAGGUCCCGGCCAACGUCGGCGUUGUCGUCUUCGAAAACGUCGAGCUCGUCGCCAGAUACCUGGCCCGCCUCAACGUCGCCACCAUCAAGGCCAACCCGCUCACCAGCGCCACCGCUGGCGGCUCCAGGAGCUGGGACUUCUCGCUCGGCUUCCCGAUCCCGGCGCAGAACGCCUCCACGGCGGCCAUGCAGCAGCAGGCCCUCCAGGCCGCCGCGCAGGCGUACUCCACCAACGUCCUGGCCAAGUACCCCUGGAUCGACCAGGGCUUCCUGGUGCCGGACCCCGUACCAGAGGAGCUGACGCUUCCCUUCAGAGAGCUUGCGCAGAAGUACAACUUCUCGGCGCUCCUGGCCGUCAUUGCCCAGUUCAACUGGUGGACCGGAGACAUCUCGACCAUCCCGGCGCUGUACGGCAUCAAGGGUCUCGGACCAGGCCUGCUCAGAAGCCUGUUCGGCGAGUUCAUCCUUUCCGCUAACGGCGACACCCGCGCCAUCUACGACGCCGCCGCCGGUGUCCUCGGCGACAGCGUCCUCCUCGACUCCGACGUCGUCGAGGUCAAGCGUGAUGUCAAGAUUGACGAAAAGACGACUUCCGGCGUCACCGUUCUCGUCAAGCAGCCCGGCGGGUCCCACAAGCUCAUCCGCGCGCGCAAACUCAUCGUUGCCAUCCCUCCGACCAUGGAGAACAUUGCCAGCUAUGAUCUCACCGCGAAUGAGUCGGCGCUCUUCUCCAAGUUCUCUGCCCUCGGCUACUGGGCCGGCGUCGCAACCGUCCACGGUCUGAACACCAGCCUCACCAACGUCGGCGCGCAGACACCAUUCAACCAGCCCGCCAUCCCGGGCACCAACGGCUUCAACUCGGCCGGGUCUCCCGGAGACUUCCUCGUCGCCGUCGGGUUCCAGGACACGGACUACACCGAGGAGGAUGCCAAGGCCGUGCUGGUCAAGAACCUGGCGACGUUGGCGGCCGUCGGCGCCGUGCCGAAGGACGCCGCGGAGACGGUGACGUUCCCUUACGUGUCGGACCACAAGCCCUACUGCGUGCGCGUCUCGGCGGAGGAGAUCAAGGGCGGCUUCUACAGCAAGCUUUUGGCUUUGGAGGGCGCGCGGAACACGUACUGGGCCGGCGCAACCUUUUCAGGACACAACAGUGCGCUGGUGUGGUCGUUCAACGAGGGGACGGUGCUGCCUGGUCUGAAGAAGGAUCUCGGUCUGUGAGGAAGAGGUCUGCAUGUGUCUAUGCAAUCGAUCAAGUUGGUCAGUGAUAGCUUAUAGACCUACCUUUCUCAGUAGCAAGAUAGUUGAGUACAUAAACCGAAUUCGAGGUUUCUGACUGUCUCGCUCAACAUCAUGUUCAGGUUUCCGGGAAAUUGGUAAAAUGAUGCUGUAGAGAAGCAAAGGAAAGCUAACUCGAUGACCUUGGAUCCUUUUCUACUUCAACGGCAUAUCCCAUCGACAACUAUACGGCGUCAGUACCUUGCUCCAAAGCAAAAUAUCCUCGAC